CAUCGCUGUUCUGGUCAACAUUUUCAAAAAAAAAAAUAUCCGUUGAGCACUGAAUUAAAUGCUCCAAAUGCCAGAUUUUUGAAUUUUUGAACGUUGGAAACCUAAUCCUAUAUAUAUUUGGCCUCCUACUUACCUUCUUCUCACAUCUAAACUCAAUCUUCUUCAAUCUCCUUGCAUAUUUUAUCCUCUCUAACAUUCUUUUUGAGAUUUCUUCAUCACCAUGGCCAAAGAUAAGAAAAGGGCAGGAGCUUCCGGAAAAUCCAAGGCAAAAUCCCGGGCACCGGGCUACGACGACCUCGACGCGCAGCUUCAUCAAGCCGGCCUUUGGCCGUUUGUCUCCAGGGCACGCAAGGAGAUCAACCCGGCGCUGAUUCGGGCCUUCUACUCCAACCUCCGCCGUGAGGACGACGUGCUCUACUCACUCGUCAAGAGCACGCCGAUCGAGCUCACCGUGGAGCAGCUUGGGCGCAUCGCCGGCCUCCCCUUCCAAGGCGACGAUGUGUCACACUAUGGUGGAGAGGAUUGGGUGCUCAACAACGAGGGCCUUAUCCUCAACGAGCUUGGCAUCACCGAGCUCAAACGCCAUGCCUCAGGCUGCCCAACCAUCCACUCCGCCAAACCCGAAGGCCGCCUGGUCCUCUACAUCGUCACUCGAAUCCUCAAACCCAGGAAGCACGGCCACACCAUCAUGCACGGUGAAGACCUCAAACUUAUGCACGCAAUCAUGCACUCGGCCCCAAUCAAUUGGGCAAAGUUUGUCAUGAUCAACAUGACGAUUGCUGCGUCCACCGAGCACGACCACCUCCUCCCGUACCCGUUCUUGGUGAUGGACAUCCUUGAACGGUUCAGGCUAACCACAACCAUUGGCCCGCUCAUGAAGGCCACGAAGAUUUGGACAAUCAGCAACCAAACCUUCCUCAAGCGGUCGGACAACGCCGCAACUGCCACUGUCGCGCCACACCGCACUGCCACUGCCGCUGGCCCAGCCGGACCCCAGGCCCGAGCCAACCUUGCCUCCAUCGCCGACUCCCUCAACCGGCUCCACCUCAAGGUUGACGGGAUGGGGAGCUAUCUUGAACGGCUCGACGUGGCUGUUCAACGCCAAGGAUACGCCAUGAACGCGUACUUCCAAGGCAUCAACUACGUCCCGCCACCACUCCACGGCACCUUUCUCGGCGAAGUCUACGGUGAUGAAGACGAAGAGGAUGAGUCCUUCGCCCAGUCAAGCUCCCCGGACGAGGAUCAGUUUGACGAUGCCGUUGAUGGUGAUGAGAUGGACGUCGACGACGACGAGGAGGAAACAGAAGACGAAGCCUAGGACUACCCGAGCAUUUCUAUCUUUUGCUUAAAUUAUCUUUUUUUAUUAUGGUUCCGUUGUACUCCGCUAUUCCCCUUUAUUAAAUAAAAUCAUUUCAUUUAUCUUUUUGUUAAUGUCAAAAGGGGGAAGAAAAGGGCUAUGCAUAU
Molecule: messenger RNA, 1464 nt
Organism: Cuscuta campestris
Lineage: Eukaryota; Viridiplantae; Streptophyta; Magnoliopsida; Solanales; Convolvulaceae
Source: the annotation of a GenBank genome assembly